Molecule: messenger RNA, 2290 nt
Organism: Serpula lacrymans var. lacrymans S7.9
Lineage: Eukaryota; Fungi; Basidiomycota; Agaricomycetes; Boletales; Serpulaceae
Exons: 7
Coding region: 1-2025 (674 amino acids)
Biological process (GO): cell differentiation; regulation of DNA-templated transcription; anatomical structure morphogenesis
Molecular function (GO): RNA polymerase II cis-regulatory region sequence-specific DNA binding; DNA-binding transcription factor activity, RNA polymerase II-specific
Source: RefSeq, a predicted model, not a curated record
AUGUUGGCAUCCAGACGAUGGACCGUUAGAAUUAAUUUUGGUGGGUACUUGGAGCUCAAAGAACGAGCGAUCUGGAUCUGGGACGUGCGAGUAUGUAUAGCCCGCCUCGUAACGGGUUCAGCCACAUUGGAAGAUGGCAUUCUAGAAAGAGGUAACCAACGUUCUGGACGCGUGAAAAAGGCUCUGCUUCAUUUUUGCCAUGCCUUGUAUCCUGCGUUCAAGUACGUCAACCCCACUCUAGAACAAAAAAUUGGCGGUAGCGAACAGUACAAACCGUCUGUCAGCUUCCUAACCGCGUCUGAGACACACGCGCCGAUCACAUAUCCACUCUUCAAAAGCUUCGUUGGCCCCGUUUACACGUUCUUCCUCAGGGUUACAGCAUUCUCUGUCCAACCCUUUAACUUUUGUGUUCCACCUCUCCACCUCUUUUCCCUCUUCUCAUCGUGUAUGAUCGUUCCUAUGAAUCCUUACAAUCACCCAGAGUACCCAGCGCAUGCUUUACUGGCGGAACAUCCCGGUUCUUUCAAUUCCAGCUUGAGGGAUGGGAGGCACGACGAGCAAGGGUCACAGUCUGAAUCAGAGGAUGGUGCUGGGUAUGCGUAUCCCGACUCGCAUAGAAUUGAGCUAGAGAUGGAAGAGGAUCCGAAUGCCUCAUUGACCAUUCAAACUCUGAACACUGAUGGCACACCCAAGCGGCCCAUGAACGCAUUUAUGAUUUUUGCUAGGAGGAGGAGGCCUCAAGUUUCUGCAGAAAACCAAUCAAUGCGCACAGGCGAAAUUAGUAAAAUACUGAGCCGCGAGUGGGUUGCAAUGGACAUGUCUGAAAAGCAAUUCUACCUGGACCAAGCAAAACUGCUGAAGGAGAAUUUCAAUAACAAAUAUCCUGACUAUGUCUAUAGGCGGCGGCCCAACAAUACUCGAAAAAAGCGACGAACAGACCCUGGUACCAGCAAACCUCUGGAACACCCUGUUGCUGUCGACCAAUUGGCUGAUGAAUUACCGCAGGCCGAUUAUGGCGAUACUUCACCCAUCGACUCAGAAGAUCAGGUCAUGGAGGGCGUUCCACAGAACCUUCGGUACCCCAGCCUGGAAUCUGAUAUACAUCAUGGUACCGAAUACGAUAUUCAGAGGGGCGUAGCAUCUUCACACUCACGGUCGUCAAGCUAUCACCCCCCUGACAAUUCUUACCGUCAAAUGGGAGCAAGCGGCACCAGGCUGUCAUAUAUUUCUCCCCCUCAUGGUCGUGCUACUCCUGAUAUGGCUGUUGUGCCGCCUGCUGCAUCUGCUCGUCUGUUAGAUAGUGUCAAUCAUGCAUCACAAUUUCCCUCGUACUUGCACAAUGUCCAGAGCCAUCACCACCCAUCAUUGUAUUCCUCAGAGACGAACAGCGCUCAUGGUUUUUGGGACGCUAGUGCCACCACGAGGGGUGAUCAGGGUCGCCCGCCUUCUUGGGUUAGUGGCAGUCACGAUAGGUCUGCCGUACCAAUGGACGAUAAAAGUCACUUAUAUCCCAGUGUAUCCCCUCACCCUUGGAAUGGCAAUGUCUCUCCUGCGCCUGUAGGCACGUCUAGUGUUUCAGGACCGCAUACCCCCAACUACGCAUUUCCCACCCUCAAUUCCCCCUUUUAUCCCAACCAAGGCCAUCUACAGGGAAAUUACAACCCGUCAUCUUCGUCCCCUUCAAACUCUGCCCAGCCCUACACGACUUCCUCUCAAAUGCAAAGCAACUCGUUGGGGACCAGGCAAAGCUCGGGCCACGGGUACGAAAAUCGUAGCUUCUCCCCGCUCCCGCCUAUCAACCCCUCCUACUCUCAAAGUAACAGUCACGACAUGCAGUCUUAUCACCACCAGCAGAUUCGCAACCCAACAGCACCAUCACAAAUGUCUCUUCCCACUGUUCAGACGAUAUCUCAGGCUACCUAUCGACAAUCACACCCUUUGCAUCCUUCCCCCCCAGCUGGCUCGGGGGCUGAUCUCUCUUCCCAUAUCGGAUACUGGAGCGGGGACAAAAUGGACAACCAAUAGCUUGAAACGACCGGUUGACCUUCUCGUCAUAGACCCUUUUCCAUCGUUAGGAUAUACGUAUUUUACUUGUGCAUACAUUUCUAUCACAUCAAUCGCUCCGUUGUCUUUAGCUACCGUCUUUCUCGCUGUUCAUUGCAAUUGCUCUCGUAUUUCCAACUGUGUUACCCACCAUCAUGUAUAAUUAAGACAAUCUCGUUGCCUACGACAUGGGUCCUACUUCAUAAUACUCAUAGAAUAACUCGGGUUAGACCCGCAGGAUGAAAAC